Stegodyphus dumicola is the source of this 5428-nucleotide messenger RNA. RefSeq lists its product as uncharacterized. The record is from RefSeq and is a predicted model, not a curated record. Lineage: Eukaryota; Metazoa; Arthropoda; Arachnida; Araneae; Eresidae.
AAAUAAUGGGUCAGAGAUUCUACUGCAGUUUUAGUCAAAAUUUUCAUGUAAAAAGCAUGGCUGAAAAAAAUUAGAAAUUUAUGUAAAUUUGUUGUCGUUUUUUCCUAAUCUUAGCAUUUGCACAAUUAAUUUAAGAACAUUCUUUUAAAUCUAAUAAUUUUCACAUUUAAUUUCAUUGCAGCACAGAGAGACAAGAAGUUUGUCAAAAAUGGUUAUGCCUUGCAGUGGAUCUUCUAAAGAUUCUAGUCAACAAAAUAAGAAUGGAGAAAAUGGCCACUGUGCAUUUGAAGACUUAGAUCACUCAGUUCUUCAGCAGCCAUUAAAUUUGGGAGUGACAAAUGUCAGGCAAAUAUUGAAAUGCAUUCAGAGUGGAAGUAAAGAAAUAAAAGACAUUAUCCUCAAUGAAUGCAAUAUUGUUUAUGAAUGCAAAGUGUGCACUGGACUAUUUCGUAGUCUUGCAAAUUUCAUGUAUCACAAAAGAUGUUAUUGCAAAAAACACCUCUGUGAAGAAAUGGUAUUAUUUGAAAACUUUGAAGAAGAAACACCAGUAGUCAUCCAGCCAGAACCACCCACUGACUAUAAUGCAAAAACAUCACAGAACAUUGCAACUACACCUGAAAUACUAGAGUGUACAGUCGACUUAGUUAAAACAGAUUUGGCUUUUACAACUGCAUUUUCAAGUACAGACAUAGCAAGUAAACCCAUUUCUAAAAGUUCAGAUGUUCCAAAAGAGAAAACAGUUCCAUCUGGUGAGAAUAAAACAAAGGGAAAAGCCACUGAAGAUAAAAAUAUGUCGCAAACAGAUAAAAAUGAAAAUACAAUGAUAUCAAGAAGAACCAGAGAAAAAAAUGCUCAAGCUGUACAUUCUACAGUUGACAGUAAAAUGACAAAAGCUACGUCUUCUGAUGAACCACCAGCAAAAUCUGUGAAAAUCACAGUAAAAGAAAACUCUGUGAAAGCUAAAGAAAGUGAUGCCCCUAAAACUAGCCCUGUCAGCACUAGAAACAGCAAUGUAACAACCAGCUCAAAUAAAAAUACUGAACUAAAAGAAACUGAAAUAGUAAAAAAUAAAACUAUGACAGAUAAAAAUGUUCAAACCUUUCCAAAAAUUAUUUUCAAAACAAUUGAUGGCAAUUCACAUGCUGUUUUUCAAAGUACAGAAAAAAAGAAACUAGACAAUAAUAAUAUUAAAACUAAACUUGAAAGUCCGAUAGUGCAGACAAAAACAGAUAAUGAUAAAUUGAUCAUUGUUCUGAAAAAAGACCUAAAAGUAGCAUCAUGCUCUGAUUCGAAGUCACCUGAAAAGUCUACUAAAGAAUCCUCAAAACAAAGUGAGUUUCAUUUCACAAGACGAAAGAGACUCAUGACUCGUAAUGAUUGCAGUGUGCACGAAUUAAAGUGCCUUGUAUGUAAAACACAGUUCAUGUCAUUGAAAACACUGUAUUUCCAUAUGCUGUCUUUACAUUCUAAAAAACGUUUAUAUUAUCCAUGUCCAUUCUGUAAAACACUUUUUGUUCAGAUGUAUGGUGUCACUAGGCAUUUAAUAUCUAUACACAAUAAAACUAAAGAACAGAUUAAUAAGUUGCGGGAUGUAAUAAAGAAGAAGAGUGUGUGGAGGAAAGUAGAUGAUGUGAAUCCUUCAAGUGAUAAUUCCCAAAGUCCUUUGAAAACAGAAGACUUCCAGCAAAAAGGAGAAGAAAAAAAUGAAGUUAAACCUAAUCAUAACACUUUUGAAGUAAGUUGUCAUGAAAGUUCUCCUAUAAAAACAAUAAUAAAAAUUGGUAAAAAUGUUACACUCCAUCAAUGUUCCAAAUGCAAUAGAGUUUUUGGUAGAAAAUCAUCCCAAGUAAGCCAUGAAAAAUUUUGCAUUAUGAAUGCCAUAAAGGUAGAGACUGUUGAUUUGACAGGAAGUCCAACAAGCCCACCACCAACGGUCUCUUUUACGUCUCUGUCUCCAAAACAAAACUCAUCAGAGCAGCAAAUAAGCAAAUCCACUCUAACAAUUAAACAGCCAUCUUCAGAUGUUAAAAUUAGUGCCAGACCAAAAAGAGGUGCUGAAAAGCAAAUGCAUAAAGACUUUGUUAACAGUCAGACUCUGAAAUGGCGAUCUGCUAACAGAGUGGAUACAAAUGGUAAAGCUGUUUCACCAAUUAAAAAGAAUAAUGCUAAAAAUUUAGAAAAAAAAGUUUUGAGUAUAAUGAAUGCUGAAAAUUUAUUAUGUUUAAAAUGUGAUAAAAAAUUUUCUUCUUAUUCAAAUCUGAGACGACAUAUUGCAAUACAUGUUGGAUGGACACGUUUCAAGUGUAAAUAUUGUGAAUACCAAGCUUAUAACAAAUCGCAGUGCUGGUCUCAUGUUCAGAAAGCGCAUGCUAUAAAUGAGUCUGACAUGGACAAAUGUAUUGUGAAUUUAGUCAGCAGCAAUUUUUCUAAGAAAGCAACAUCUAGCAACCAGAUUUCUUCAACUACAAAACGUGGUCAUGAAAUUAGUAGCAAAUCUGUUUCAUCGAAGAAUAGCACAAUUCCUAAAGUAAAAAUUUCAAAAAAGAAAGCCAUGAAUGGCUGUACAAAGAAUGUAUUUGAAAAGAAAAUAAUAUCAACAAAUAAAAAAGAAACUUCUGACCAUAAAACUUAUGAGAGAAAGGAAUCAUGUGAGAGUAAAAAAGAGAAUCAUGAAAGUAAAAAAGAAAUUUCAGAAAACAAAAAGGAAAUGCCAGAAAGUAAAAAGGAAUUUCAGGAAAAUAAAAAAGAAGUUAAUGAAAAUAAGCGAGAGAUACACGAGAAUAAAAAAGAGAAGAAUCAGCAUCCUGGGCAUAUCCAUAAAUAUAGUAUAUCUGAAUAUAAAAAAGAGACUAGUAAUUACAAAUCUGUAACCACUAGUAAUCCAACUACAAUCAUAUUAUCAAAAAAGAUUCCUACUUCAGCCGUCCAGUCUAUCCUAACAUUUUCACCAACUUCUAUGUCUUCCACCUCUAGUAAGAACUCAACACGUUCAUCUCCUAGAAAAUAUGAUCCUAAAGUACCUGAAGAUAAAAGUCUUGUGACAAGAUCCAGUGCUUAUGCAAAAACUAAUCCAAUACAGAUAAAAUUACCUCCUGUACCUCAUUUUCCAGAAAAGACUUAUGCCAAAAAAGACAGGCUAAUAAGUGAAUGGUUCCCCAAAAAGGACUUGACUAAUAAUGCUCGGAGAGACUCAGCACCUUUGAUUAUAGGUUUAGUACCUGCCUCAAGUCCAGGUUUAAAUGCUAGAGCAAAAAAUCCUGGUGGAGCAUUUGAGAGAAAUACCUAAAACAUUUUCUUUGGUUUGGUGAUUCAGAUUUAUGCAAAACUAUUUUUCUCAUGUAAUGUUCAACAAUGAUACAUUCUAGUUUUUUAAUGAAAAUGCAACUUUUGUUUUAAUCUUGACAUACUAAUUUACACUUUUAAAGAUUGUUUCCACUGUUGUAAUACAGUAACAAAUUUGUUAGCAUUUGGUUAGAAUGAAAAAUAGUCCAUCGAUUGUCAGAUUUAUAUUUAUUUUCUUUAAAUGAAUGAAUAUAUGUAUAAUAUAAUGAAUGAAGAGGAAAAUAACAGAGUUUAAUAGUCAUGAUAAAGUUAUCAAUAAUUAAACAUUUUUAAAUAAUUUUAAACUGUUGAAAAAUUUCAAGCAUUUUGUGUUUGAUUAUUAAAAAAAUGUAAAGAAAAAUUUGUGUUUUGAUAAUGUGAAGGUUUGUCACUGGAAAUAUCUUGACCACUAAAUUGUUAAAACUUUCUUAAAACAAUUAAAAUGGGGAAAACAUUGUUUGAAUGUAUCUAACAUAAUCAUAGAAAAAAAAUAUGCCCAUAUUUGCAAACUUUUGUUUUCUUUAUUUAAUUGAAUUCUAAAAAUUACUUUAAAAGGAUAUAAUAAUAUUUUAUUUCAAGUUUGCUAUUAAAUUCCCUCCCCUCUAUCUUUGGGGAAUGUAUAAUUUAAUCAAUAUUAUUAUUUACACAUACAGUGUAAUAAAGCCUUCUCGUCCAUAAAAAAAGCUGCAUCAGAGGCUAUACUGCAGUGUAAUUCAUAUAAAUUUGCAAUUUUAACAAAUAAACGGAAUUCAUGCAGAAUUAAUUUCAAAUAAGAAUACAAAAUCCAUAUCUUUUCUAUUUAAACGUAACAGUUAACUACAGCAGUUUAAUUAAAUUCUAAAAUUUAAUUAAGUAAAUUACAUUAUUGAAUUUUUCUGAAAUUAUACUAUGUAUCAUUUUUAUAAGUGGUUCAAAUAAUAAUUUUCUUUUGUUAAUUUUUCCCUCCUGUGGACUUAUGGUAGUAUAUUUAACAGCUGCCAAAUAAUCUAGAAUAUGGAACAGCUGAUUUACUUAAUAAAAGUUAGUUUAAGAUGUUAAUAUUAUUUUUUAAUUUCAUGUUUUUCUUAUUAUACAAGUUUCAAAGUACUUUGUUCUGAAAAAGUUUUCAUAUGCUGAAUUCUUUUGCUUUUUUGAUGUUCAAACAAAUUGCAUUAUGAAUUUCGUUGAAAUUUGUGAUUUUACAUGUGGAUUCUACUUUAUUAAUUAAAAAAAUAUCCCAAUUCUGUUUCGGAUAUCAUGAAAAAUAGUUUUAUAAAAAGAAUUUCAGUUGACUAAAAUGAAAUUCAUGUUUCAUUUAUAUUAUACCUGUCUGUAAAAUGGAAGGCCUUGAUUUUAUCAUUUAAAAAGUGUCACUAAACUGUAUGAUUAAAUAUUCAAUUUUGGUUCCAAUUUUCAUUUUUAGAUUGACAUUUUUUAUGUCAUUAUAAUGCAAGUGAUGAUAAAUGCUUUAUUCAAUUAGAUAAAUUUGUUUCAGCAAUGCUUACACAUACUUGAAAGAACAUAAAUGAAAAAUAAGCAUAAAAUAUAAUAUAUAUGAAUUCUUUUAAAGAAUCUUUUCUGUAAACUUGUAUAUAAAAAGAAUGUCAUUUAGUGCUGUUUACAAAACUGUGUAUUUGCUUUAAGUCCAUAUAUGUACAGCAAUGUGUUUCAUGUUUCAACCUUUUGUCAUAAACAUAUUUCAAAUAAAAUGAAAGAAAAAGUUAAAUUUCUUUGUUAUGUUUGCAACAAUUUUAUUACAUCAAUUGAUCAUUUUACAAAAAUUCUCUAAAUUAUCACAGUACAUUUUAAAAUGUUACAAAAGAAAGGCUAUGAGGAAACACUGAAUUUGCAUUCAUAUGUAUUCAAAAAUCUAAACUGGUAAAGCAAUUUAUAUGAAAAAUAAAAUUUUGUCAAUUAAUUCUUACUUAUAUUUUAAGACUUUUAACAUGAGUUUCAAAGUUAAGAGAUAUAGUAUCAGAAAUAAAAUGCAUAAGCUACUUACUUUUAAUUACUCUUAUCUUCUACUAUUAUUUUAAUUAUGAUAAAAUGGUUAAAUUGUUCAAGGCUAGUUUAAUGCUUGCUUUUCUUUAAAAUAAAAAUUUAAGAGAAAUGCUUAAAAAAAAAAAAA